CUGGUUUGGGUCCGACUGGUCUGUUUACAUGCAGGACUAGAUCCACUUCAGUCCCAUCAUCUGGGUCCGACUCUUCCAGCUGUCGCUCGGCAUUGGAGGAACGCCGUCACAAAACAACGGCUCUGCGGCGCCUCACGCUCGGCCUUGACGUCCAAAUGUGGAGUGUCGUUCCAGUCGCCCUCUGUGAGUUAUGACGACGGCUGCUUCAUUAACUCAGGAAAGAGGCUCCUCCUCCGCUCAACACGGAGCAAAUCCCAUGAUGUAAUGAGGAAGGGUCCUCAACGUCUGCUCUUCAGAUCUGCCGGCAGGAUAUGAGUAUUUUGAGCCCUGUAACGGACAACAAAUCAAACCUUGUGGGAAUUGUGGGAGGCCCAGAAGAAUACAGAGCCAUGCAGUCGGAGGAGCUGUUCAGUAGGAAGCUCAAAGCCCUGAACGGAGGUGUGGGACCGCCCACCUCCAACAUGCAGGGCAAAUCUGACAGCAAAACCAACGGCACGCCAGCCAUGCCCAAGAUGGGUGUCAGGGCCAGGGUGACGGAGUGGCCGCCGAGGAAGGACGGCUGGGACGGGAGGCCUUCACCAAACUACCAGAGCGUGAUUCCCGUCUUUCAGAACGGCCAACAGGACCACACUGUGGAGAUACUGGAGCAGGGGGAGACAGUCUGUGUGGAUGUGGACUACUCUGACAAAUACACCCUGAGUGAACUCCUCUGCCACUCCCCGCUGAAGGGGCUCCACCCGAUUCGCCAGCGCAGCAACAGUGAUGUCACCAUAAGUGACAUCGACUCUGAGGACAUAAUGGACCAGAAUGCCGUCAACCCAAACACGGGGGCAUCGUUGCACCGGGAGUAUGGCAGCACGUCCUCCAUCGACCGCCAGGGUCUGAGCGGGGACGGGUUUUUUACAAUGCUUCGAGGAUACCGAGUCGAUACCCUGGACCACCGUAGCAUCCCACCGCUAGGUUUCCCAGAGUUGUUGCGCUGUGACGCCGCCUUGUCUCCUAGUUUGCAGACUGCCGCCCAAAUCGCCAGGGGGGAGAUAGUCCACAUUCCAGGAUAUGAUUAUAUAGACAACUCACUGCUGUACAGUCGCGAACGGGAGAAGUCCUUCAUGAGACGACUAAAAUCAGAGUCAUCUGAAACAUCUCUAUUUAGGAAAUUACGGACCAUAAAGAGCGAGAGUGACGCGCUACGUCUUUCCAUCGAAGACGACCGACGACCGCUCAGUUUUCAGAAAUGCUUCGCUCACUACGACGUCCAGAGCGUCCUUUUCAACAUCAGCGAGGCGGUGGCGAGCAGAGCUAACCUCAGCCAGAGGAAGAACAUGACUACUGGGGCCUCGGCAGCCUCGGCCGGAGUAGGACCUGGCGCGGGACCUGGUGCUGGUACUUGUGGUGCUCCUGGACCUGCACCUGGAAGUGGGCCGGACAGUGGUGCAGCAGGAUGUAGCGGCGGAAACGCCCCCAUGUUUGAGUCUCCUCUCGGCAGCCGGGAGGACCUGAACCCCAAGGAGAACCUGGACGUCGAUGAGGGCGACGGAAAAAGCAACAGCUUGGUGCUGAGCUGUCCACACUUCAGAAACGAGAUCGGCGGCGAAGGUGAGAGGAAAAUCUCGUUGUCCAGAGCGAACAGUGCCAACUACAGCGGCGUUUCAGAGAGCUGCUCCUUCGAGUCGUCUCUAAGUUCCCACUGCACCAACGCAGGAGUGUCAGUGCUGGAGGUUCCUCGGGAAAACCAGCCCAUCCACAGGGAGAAGGUCAAACGCUACAUCAUCGAACACAUCGACCUCGGAGCCUACUACUACCACAAGUAUUUCUACGGGAAAGAACAUCAGAACUACUUCGGCGUGGACGAGAACCUGGGCCCAGUGGCGGUCAGCAUCCGCAGGGAGAAGCUGGAUGACGGGAAGGACAAAGAAGGGAUGCAGUACAACCACAGGGUGACCUUCAGAACCAGCCAGCUGACCACACUGAGAGGCGCCAUCCUCGAGGACGCCAUCCCAUCCACGGCUCGCCAUGGGACGGCCCGCGGCCUCCCGCUGAAGGAGGUUCUGGAGUACGUGAUCCCUGAACUCAACAUCCAGUGUCUGAGACUCGCCCUCAACUCACCCAAAGUCCCAGAGCAGCUGCUGAAGCUGGACGAACAGGGGCUGAGCUUCCAGCAUAAGGUGGGGGUUCUGUACUGUAAGGGGGGGCAGAGCACCGAGGAGGAGAUGUACAACAACGAGAGCGCCGGCCCCGCCCUCGAAGAGUUCCUAGACCUGCUGGGUCAGAGGGUCCGACUGAAGGGCUUCACCAAGUACCGGGCUCAACUGGACAACAAGACUGAUUCCACGGGGACUCAUUCCCUCUACACCACCUACAAGGACUACGAGCUGAUGUUCCACGUGUCCACCAUGCUGCCGUACACGCCCAACAACCGCCAGCAGCUGUUGAGGAAAAGGCACAUUGGGAACGAUAUCGUCACCAUUGUAUUCCAGGAGCCCGGGGCCCUUCCUUUUACUCCCAAAAACAUCCGCUCUCAUUUCCAACACGUGUUUGUCAUCGUCAAAGUCCACAACCCGUGCACCGAUAACGUCUGCUACAGCGUGGCCGUGUCCAGGUCUAAAGAUGUGCCUCCCUUUGGUCCUCCCAUUCCCAAGUCUGUCACCUUCCCCAAGUCGGCGGUUUUCAGGGACUUCCUGCUGGCGAAGGUCAUCAACGGAGAAAACGCGGCACACAAGUCAGAGAAGUUCCGCGCCAUGGCGACCCGCACACGGCAGGAAUACCUGAAGGACUUGGCGGAGAACUUUGCGAGCACCGCUACUGUCGACUCUGCUGUGAAGUUCAGCUUCAUCACCCUUGGAGCCAAGAAGAAGGAGAAGGUGAAACCCCGGAAGGACGCCCAUCUGUUCAGUGUCGGCGCCAUCACCUGGAGCGUCCGCGCACGGGACUUCGGGCAGUCCGCCGACGUCGACUGUUUACUGGGAAUUUCCAACGAGUUCAUCGUCCUCAUAGAGGAGGAGUCGAAGAACGUGGUGUUCAACUGCUCGUGUCGGGACGUCAUCGGCUGGACCUCAGGGAUUAUGAGCAUUAAGAUCUUCUACGAGCGGGGGGAGUGUAUCAUGCUGUCGGCCCAUGACAACUGUGGAGAAGACAUCAGGGAGAUGGUCCAGAGGAUGGAGAUCACGACCAGAGGAUGCGAGACGUCAGAGAUGACGCUGCGUCGGAACGGUCUGGGGCAGCUCGGCUUCCACGUCAACUUCGAGGGCAUCGUGGCCGACGUUGAGCCGUUCGGUUUUGCCUGGAAGGCGGGGCUUAGGCAGGGUAGCCGCCUGGUGGAGAUCUGUAAGGUCGCUGUAGCAACGCUGACCCACGAGCAGAUGAUCGACCUGCUGCGCACCUCCGUCACCGUCAAGGUGGUCAUCAUCCAACCGCACGAGGAUGGGACGCCGCGGAGGGGCUGUUCGGAGCUCUACCGUAUCCCCAUGGUGGAGUAUAAGGUGGACAGCGAAGGGACGCCGUGCGAGUACAAGACGCCGUUCAGGAGGAACACCACGUGGCACCGGGUUCCCACUGCCGCCGCCCCGCCCCUGUCCCGGGGUUCGCCCACCCAGGGUCCGGACCGCCUCCAGUGUCAGCAGAUCCUCCAGCAGCACCAGGCCAACAUCCCCCGCAGCACCUCCUUCGACCGCAAACUGCCUGACGGCUCCAGGAUGAUCCAGGACCUGGAAAACCCCCAGGUCACGUCCUGUAACAAAGGAGACCAGCACUACCGGAGCUCCCCCAGUAACCAGUCCUCAUCCAGCGAUCCGGGUCCAUGUGGCAGCAGCACCUGGUCCCAGCAGCCUGGAUACGACGGAUGUCCGUCUCCGAUCCUCCAUGAGCGUUCGGGGGACAUCCCUGUAGACGGAGACCUGCACCGAGACCGGGAGCCGACCCUGGAGAGGACCAGGUCUGCAGAGGCCAAAUGGCACAUCCCUUCCACUAAGAUCCUGAACCCGCUGAAGCAGAGGGACGGAGGGAAGGACUCGCCCAAUAAACUGUCCAGGACUGAUAAGAACUCCAGCCACUCCAGCAGUAACACCCUGUCCAGUAAUGCCUCCAGCAACAGCGACGACAAACACUUCGGCUCUGGUGACCUGAUGGACCCUGAGAUGCUGGGCCUCACCUACAUCAAGGGGGCGUCGACGGACAGCGGCAUUGACACCAACCCCUGUGUGGCGCCGGGGGCCCGGGUGCUGCUGCAGGGCCGGGGGGCGGAGCAAGGUCACCCCUGGGCGUCGGAGGAUGGGGCGUCAGAGGACGACCACGGGAAGCUGUACCUGCCGCAGGGCUACGCCGCCGCCGUGAUGUCGGGUCACGUGACGGAGGGAAGCAUCGGAGACCUCAGCGAGAUCUCCUCACAUUCCAGCGGUUCUCAUCAUUCGGGCAGUCCUCUGGCUCGCGGCGCCAGGUACUGCGUGUCCGCCGACUCCUCCAAGGUCUACACCAUCCCCCAGACCAGCAGUUCGGGGGCGGGGCCGGGGGCGGGGCCUGACUCUGAGCCCUGCGGACAGACGCGGCCGCCGCCCGCCUCUGUGCAGACGACUGGCGACGACGACACCCAUAGCAACGAGGAACCUCCCAGUCUAUCAGAGUGUGGAGGAGCUGAGAGCUUGUUAUCCUUCCUUCUCAAAAUGCUGUCAGAACGUUCAAGGCAGCUGUAUGCACAGGAGGCCUGCAGGCUUCAGGCUGCAGAACGAGAAGGGAAAACACUGCAGAGACUUUCAAAGGAGGAAUACCUUAAAAUGAUGCUUCCUGACAGUCCUCCGGGAGAAGACCGGAACCGCAAGGUGUCGGCGGUGGACAGUUUGUCUCCCAGACGCUCGCUGUACCGGACGCUGUCGGACGAGAGCGUGUGCAGUAACCGUAAAGGCUCGUACGCCAGCUCCCACAGCUCCAUGUUGGACCAGGCCCUGCCCAACGACAUCCUGUUCAGCACCACGCCGCCGUACCACAGCACACUGCCGCCGCGCAUGAUCCACCACCACCAGGGGGCGUCCAACCUGAGGAAUGAGUUUUGGUUCUCUGACGGCUCCCUGGCGGACCGGUCCAAGUUCAGCGACCCGGGUCUCAUGCCCCUCCCAGACACCGCCUCGGGCCUGGACUGGUCUCACCUGGUCGAUGCAGCCCGAGCCUUUGAAGACCAGCGGGUGGCGUCCUUCUGCACCAUGACGGACAUGCAACGGGCCGAGGCGCUGCAGAUCUCCAGAGAACUGACCCGACGGGUGGUGGAGGCGGAGGGGGCGGGGCUCGAAUCAGACAGCGCUCCGUCCACACUGACAGGAAAAGUCAACCAGCUGGAGGUCAUCCUCCGACAGCUACAGCACGACCUCCGAAAGGAGAAGGAGGACAAGGCCAUGCUGCAGGAGGAGGUGCAGCAUCUGCGCCAGGACAACAUGCGUCUGCAGGAGGAGAGUCAGACGGCCGCCGCUCAGCUCAGGAAGUUCACCGAGUGGUUCUUUCACACCAUCGACAAGAAACCCUGAAGGAGACGCCGGCCUCGCCUCCUCCCCCUCCCCCUCCCCCUCCCCCUCCUCCCCCCUCCCUCUAGAGGAUCCGCAGCAAAUAAACUUUAAGACGAACGUUGACCCUGGGGUGACGGGGGCCGUUAGUCACGCCCCCGUUUCUCAGGCCGCUCGGACCCUGGUCUGGACCUCCUCCAUCAGGGCUCCUCCCACGUCUGCGGCCCAGCUCCUCCAUCCUGACACACAAGACCCUUGGGAAACCUCCUCCUGGUGUCCAAGGCCGGAGAGGAAUUCAGAAGGCAACCCCCCCCCCCCCAGCCCCCCCGAGUCCUGCAGCUCCUCUUACAGUAGUGGAAUGUAAAGCUCAUUUACUGUAGAAACAGAGAAUCUACCUACUGCUCUACUGGACCCACCCAGGUCUACUGGACCUGGGUCUACUGGACCUGGGUCUACUGGACUCUGGUCUGGUGGUCUACUGUACCCGGGUCUAGUGUAUGGUGGUCUACUGUACCCAGGUCUACUGUACGGUGGUCUACCGUACAGUGGUCUACUGUAUAAUGGUCUACUGUGGGGUGGUCUACUGUAUGGUGGUCUACAGUAUGGUGGUCUACCGUUAGUGGUCUACCAUACAGUGGUCUACUGUGGGGUGGUCUACUGUAUGGUGGUCUACCGUUAGUGGUCUACCAUACAGUGGUCUACUGUGGGGUGGUCUACUGUAUGGUGGUCUACAGUAUGGUGGUCUACCGUUAGUGGUCUACCAUACAGUGGUCUACUGUGGGGUGGUCUACUGUAUGGUGGUCUACCGUACAGGGGUCUACUGUACAGUGGUCUACUGUAUAAUGGUCUACUGUGGGGUGGUCUACUGUAUGGUGGUCUACCGUUAGUGGUCUACCAUACAGUGGUCUACUGUGGGGUGGUCUACUGUAUGGUGGUCUACCAUACAGUGGUCUACUGUGGGGUGGUCUACUGUAUGGUGGUCUACCGUUAGUGGUCUACCAUACAGUGGUCUACUGUAUGGUGGUCUACAGUAUGGUGGUCUACCGUACAGGGGUCUACUGUACAGUGGUCUACUGUAUAAUGGUCUACUGUGGGGUGGUCUACUGUAUGGUGGUCUACAGUAUGGUGGUCUACCAUAGUCCAGGUCCAGGGGCUGAAUGUAUGGGACCUCCUCAGCAGUCCAGACCGUCUCCAUCCACAGGUGCAGGUCCUCCACAGGUGGAGGUCCUCCACAGGUGGAGGUUCUCUACAGGUGGAGGUUCUCCAGUGGACUGCAGGGGAACAUGAAUGUAGCUCACCUCAGACCCGUUUCUUUCCUGGGUUUCUGGUUCCGUGGUCACAGGCGUUCGGAUGUUUGGGCCAUUUUUCCUUUAAUUAUUCCACUUUUCUUUCCCUCAGUGUCGUAAACGUAGCGUCACACUCAGCGGCGAGUUCGGAUUAGUUUCUUUCCAGGUGCUUUCCUUCACGUGUGCGUCUGUAGUUCGGUUCACCGUCACCGUGUCCUAGCAAUAACAACGUGGUAGUUUCAGAACUGUGGUUGAAAAAGACGCGAGCACAAGCGGAACAGUUCCUGUGGAGCGGCGCCGGCGGCCGACGGGAACGGACUGUGCCUAAACCCGGGUCGUACGUGGAUGGUUUGUUUCCGUUCUUUCUAAACACAUGCCUUGUCUGUGGCUCACUGAUCUCACGUCGUACGUAUGGAUGUGUGUGUGUGGAGUGUGUUCAUCCGAGCAAACAGUGAACCACACCUACAAUGCCAAAUGUGUUUAUGUGUGUACAUAUCUGCCACAGAAGUGUCUUGUAUUUAACACUAUUAUUUAAGCUUAUUUAACCUAAAGGUGUUUAUUUUAUUAAGGGUAUUUGUUCUUUUCUGCACUAAGGAGAGAUAAAGCUCUGUGUAUGUUGUAAAGUGCGUAGCUUGCCAGGGCAAAAAAAAAACCCUAUAUAUUUAAAUAUAUAAAUGAUGAUUUUGGAGAUUCCAACAUUUGGAUGCUGCUAGAUUAACAGUUUGCUGGUUUGUAUGCUUUUAAAGAUGUCUCUCUCCGUAAACUGUCUCAUCCCUGGUGGGAAGCUGGUUGCUUUGUUUUGGUCAAUUUUUUGUUUUGUUUUUUUAAUAAAUGUAGUUGUAAAAAUUAGCAA
Messenger RNA from Sphaeramia orbicularis (orbiculate cardinalfish), 7622 nucleotides. RefSeq names its product signal-induced proliferation-associated 1-like protein 2. The coding region runs from base 312 to 5507 and encodes 1731 amino acids. Gene Ontology annotation, biological process: regulation of small GTPase mediated signal transduction. The record is from RefSeq and is a predicted model, not a curated record. Gene Ontology annotation, molecular function: GTPase activator activity; protein binding. The transcript is spliced from 22 exons. Gene Ontology annotation, cellular component: cytoplasm. Lineage: Eukaryota; Metazoa; Chordata; Actinopteri; Kurtiformes; Apogonidae.